CACUCUCACUCAUUUCAAAACCCUAAUUUCUGCAAUUUCUCUAUUCUCUCAACUCAAACCCUAAUUUUCUCAAAUUCAACCAAAAUGCGUGAAAUCCUUCACAUCCAGGGCGGCCAGUGCGGCAACCAGAUCGGAGCAAAGUUCUGGGAGGUAGUGUGCGCUGAACACGGCAUCGACGUCACCGGAAAGUACACAGGAGACUCUGAACUGCAGCUUGAACGUAUCAACGUCUACUACAAUGAAGCUAGCGGCGGAAGGUUUGUUCCGCGCGCCGUCCUUAUGGAUCUAGAGCCUGGGACCAUGGACAGUCUCAGAUCUGGCGCCUAUGGUCAGAUCUUCCGGCCGGACAACUUCGUGUUUGGUCAGUCUGGUGCUGGUAAUAAUUGGGCGAAAGGACACUAUACUGAAGGUGCUGAGUUGAUUGAUUCGGUUCUGGAUGUUGUUAGGAAGGAGGCUGAGAACUGUGACUGCUUACAAGGUUUUCAAGUGUGCCAUUCUCUUGGUGGUGGUACUGGGUCUGGUAUGGGAACACUUUUGAUUUCAAAGAUCAGAGAAGAGUAUCCCGAUAGAAUGAUGAUGACUUUCUCUGUAUUUCCUUCUCCCAAGGUUUCGGAUACAGUUGUUGAGCCUUACAACGCCACGUUGUCGGUUCAUCAGCUUGUUGAGAAUGCUGAUGAGUGUAUGGUUCUUGAUAAUGAAGCGUUGUAUGAUAUAUGCUUCAGGACACUCAAACUCACAACCCCAAGUUUUGGUGAUCUUAACCAUCUCAUUUCCGCAACCAUGUCUGGAGUCACAUGCUGUCUAAGGUUUCCCGGGCAGCUUAACUCUGAUCUAAGGAAGCUAGCGGUCAAUCUCAUUCCUUUCCCGCGUCUUCACUUUUUUAUGGUUGGUUUUGCACCUCUCACCUCACGCGGAUCCCAACAAUACCGUGCAUUAACCGUCCCCGAACUCACCCAACAAAUGUGGGAUGCAAAGAACAUGAUGUGUGCUGCCGACCCACGUCACGGGCGUUAUUUAACUGCAUCCGCCAUCUACCGUGGAAAGAUGAGCACCAAAGAGGUUGAUGAGCAAAUGUUAAACGUUCAAAACAAGAACUCUUCGUAUUUUGUUGAGUGGAUCCCCAACAAUGUGAAGUCGACCGUGUGUGAUAUCCCUCCUACUGGUUUGAAGAUGGCAUCAACGUUCAUUGGUAACUCAACUUCCAUUCAAGAAAUGUUCAGACGUGUCAGCGAGCAAUUUACCGCUAUGUUCAGGCGUAAGGCUUUCUUGCAUUGGUACACUGGCGAGGGUAUGGAUGAGAUGGAGUUUACGGAAGCCGAGAGCAAUAUGAACGAUUUGGUUUCCGAGUAUCAACAAUACCAAGAUGCAACUGCAGAUGAAGAGGGUGAAUACGAGGAUGAGGAAGAAGAGUAUGGUGAUGAGGCUUAAUGAAUGGUAUGUGCUUGUGGUUGUAAUCUCGACUACCAUUUAUUAAAGAUUUAGUUGCAGGUUAGCAGUUUAAAGAAAGCAAUGUUUAUUGGUUGCUAUCAGACCUAUGAAUUGUGGUUACUGUUUUGUUGAUUAAGAUUUGCUUUUGUGUAUGUUUGUUUUGCAUACAUAUCUUGUGUCGCA
Helianthus annuus (common sunflower) is the source of this 1611-nucleotide messenger RNA. RefSeq names its product tubulin beta-2 chain. Lineage: Eukaryota; Viridiplantae; Streptophyta; Magnoliopsida; Asterales; Asteraceae. Bases 85 to 1428 code for a protein of 447 amino acids. Gene Ontology annotation, biological process: mitotic cell cycle; microtubule cytoskeleton organization. The record is from RefSeq and is a predicted model, not a curated record. Gene Ontology annotation, molecular function: GTP binding; GTPase activity; structural constituent of cytoskeleton. The transcript is spliced from 3 exons. Gene Ontology annotation, cellular component: microtubule; cytoplasm.